Messenger RNA from Prorocentrum cordatum, 615 nucleotides. The record is from the annotation of a GenBank genome assembly. NCBI's taxonomy places the organism in Eukaryota, Dinophyceae, Prorocentrales, Prorocentraceae.
GUGCUCGCCCGGCUUGCUGGUGCGAGCCCCGCUGACGGCGCUGCCUCCGCUACGGAACCCAAGCCGAAGGCGAAGGCCGCUGCUGCCCCUGGCGCCGGCGGCGCCUCAGGCGAGGCGGCGAAGCUGCGGCAGCAGCUGGACGCCGCCAACCGCAAGCACGCGCAGGACCUCAAGAAGCUCAAGGGCGAGCUGGCGGAGCUGCGACGGGCCCGCGCUGCCAGCGGUGACGCGGUGGAGCCCGCAUCUGGCGGCAUGGGCCUCGACGGCGAGAGCGACUUGGACAAGGCGGUCGCCUCGGCCAGCGACGGGCUCAAGAAGGCCCAAAGUAUACCGGAGGAGCUGCGCGACCUGGUGGCCGGCGGCUACGAGGCGUGCAUCGCGAAAUUCCCGGCCGACUUCGCCAAUGCACAAGCUGCGCGGCGGGUCGCCAUUCCUCUCAGCAAGCAACUGGAGGCGGCGGAGGCCCACGAGGCGCGCAUGGGCAAAGGGCUGGCAGACGCCAAGUCGGCUUUGCAGGCUCGCGAGGCCGAUCGGGAGGAGCUCCAGAAGAAGAUCUUGUUUCAGCAGGCGGCCACCGCCGAGUCCGAAGCCUCAGCGGCCGAGGCCGCUGCGGAG